ACUUUUUGUAUGCCGUAACACAAACCUCUAGUUUGAAUUGUGCGGCAAUUUUCUUAUAAAUGCUUAACAGUUUCAGACGUAGAAAAAAGAGCGCAUGAUGGAUUUCUUCAUUGUGUGACGUGGUUGGCACGUAGGUAUCGCAUAUGCUCGCGAUACAAACGCACCUGCUCAAUCGUUCAGUGUGUAGGUUGUUGGUCUCGGUUUCGAAGAAAAUGAGCAAACCGCAAAUUGUUUUCGUCUUGGGUGGACCGGGUGCUGGUAAAGGAACACAAUGUUCUAAAAUAGUCGAGACUUUUGGAUACACACAUCUAUCUGCUGGUGACUUGCUUCGGGCAGAAAGAAAAAAUCCUUCAUCCAAAGUUGGUACAUUGAUCGAACGUUGCAUCAAAGAAGGAAAAAUAGUUCCAGUUAAAAUAACCUGUGGGUUAUUAAAAACGGCAAUAUUUGCCAACAAGAACACUAAGUUUCUUAUUGAUGGCUUUCCAAGAAAUAAAGACAACUUAGAUGGUUGGGAUGAAGAAAUGGGAGAUAAAGUUGAUGUUCAAUUUAUUCUUUAUCUGGACUGUCCAGAAGAGGUUUGCACAAAACGAAUUCUGAAUCGAGGUUUAACAAGUGGCAGGACAGAUGAUAAUGUUGAAAGUUUAAAAAAGAGAUUUCAAACUUAUGUGAAUGAAACUCUUCCUAUUAUCAAACAUUAUGAAAAAGAUGGAAAAGUUCGAUCUGUUGUGACAGAUUGUACACCUGAUGAGGUGUUUGAAAGAGUAAGAAAGCACUUCAGCUGAAACUUUAUUUUACCUUGUAGUCAUAUACGAUUCGUAAUCAUGAAUAUUAGUGGCUGGUCGUGUGGCAACAUAUAGGAUAUACUGUCCUGAAAUUAUUGCUAAUCUAGUCUUAUCCUAUUUACCAAUCCCAUGCAGUAUCAUCAUGUUUUAAAACUAUUUAUAUUAAUAAUUAUACCUAGUUUAUUAGAUGUUUUUAUACAAUUGAAUACAUAUUCAAAAAAAUAGAAAAGGUUUCUUUGAUUCUAGUUUUAAAACGAUCUAAAUUGUUUCAAUAAACCAACAACUUUGGACAGAA
This is a messenger RNA of Ciona intestinalis (vase tunicate), 1077 nucleotides long. Its product is annotated as UMP-CMP kinase-like. NCBI's taxonomy places the organism in Eukaryota, Metazoa, Chordata, Ascidiacea, Phlebobranchia, Cionidae. The record is from RefSeq and is a predicted model, not a curated record. Gene Ontology annotation, biological process: 'de novo' pyrimidine nucleobase biosynthetic process; pyrimidine nucleotide biosynthetic process. Gene Ontology annotation, molecular function: ATP binding.